This is a messenger RNA of Ectocarpus sp. CCAP 1310/34, 826 nucleotides long. Lineage: Eukaryota; Phaeophyceae; Ectocarpales; Ectocarpaceae. The record is from the annotation of a GenBank genome assembly.
GGGGCAACCGCAAUCAGCCCCAGGUUCAACACUCAUCAACACAGCAGUACUCCGCCCCUCGAGCACCAACACGGCUGAAACUUGGAGGGAACCCUUGAGUCAUCACAAGGAGAAUAAUCUGCGAAGAACGCGCUGCGAACAGGUCACGGUUACUCCAGGCGUCGUGCCCCAAAUGGACUCCUAUGACCUCCGUCAUGCGGGCGAGGAGGGAGGAGAACUCCGGGGGAGCUUCUCGCCUGUGUUAAUGAGACGAAUGUUCGAUGAUGUCACCCCGGGUGCCGGACAUGUCUCUCUUCCAAUCGUGGGUUGGGUGGGCGCAGGACAGGUACCGGGGGAGGAUGUGCGUGCUGGCACACCUACGGACAGCACCGCCAGCGACGAGGACAGCCAUGUCGAUGAUGAAGCAUUCGACUGCUGUCCCGCCGAAGUCUGCGUUUUCGGCCGUGGCAUCGGCAGUACUGCAGGAUCAUUUGGGGGAGCUCGAAAGGUCGGCGGAUGACAUCAAGGAGCAGGUGCUGGCGAGUGUGACGAACCACCUCGAUCAGACGUGCGAUUGGGUACUGCCACCGUGGGAAAAGGUUAAGGCACUGCAACCUACACGUGAGCUGAUUGUCUGCUCGUGGGGCUCUCUUCUGAAGCUCCUGGAAACCGAGAAAAAUAGCAAGCCUUCGACGAAGGACAGCGACGGCGUUUACCUUGAAACGCUUCGGCACAUGGGAAAAGCACCUGCGUGCUUGGGUCGAGCAUGACGCUAUUCAAGAAGUGGCGCAGACGGAGAAGGGGGAUGCAGCCCGGAGAACAUUGAGUUGCAUUUGCAACACAAUCG